GGACCAGUCAUUUCAAUAGCAAUUGCCCAAAUGUUGCGCAGCGUGGUGGUGCUCCGCGGCGUUCCUCGCAGGGCGGCGGCGACGUUGGCGCGCCCAGCGUCUGUGCGUGCGUUCUCAUCUCAAGAAGGUGCGGAGGAUGGCUCGAAGAAGAAGUCGACGACGUCGCGAUUCCUCAAGCUCGCGGAUCAAAUCGAAGUGAGCAAGAUGUUGGCGCCUGGCGAAGAAGAAGUCGAGUUACCCGACGGGCACGAAGAAGAAUUCUUUGUCGACUUGAAUCCUGGUGGAGUUGGGUUGGACGAGCAGGACAACAUCCGCAUCUACGAGCAGUACAUGUCCAACCCGUUGGUGUUUACGAUCCAGAAGCUCGCGACAGACAACCGUGUGUCGGUCGAGCGCAUUGAAGCAACGAUUGUGUUCCAGGGUAUCGAGCGCGGUCUCUCGAUCAACGAACUACGUGAAAAGGUGUUCAACAUCAAGGAAGCGAAAAAGCAAGAGAUCGCCGAGGGCAUCAAGAAUCCCGUGGCGUCUCUCAAGUCGACAAAGGGCGCGAAGAAAGGUGAAAGCAACAGCAUUAUCAACACGACGCGAUCCUUCGCGGACGACGACGACGAGGUCGCUUUGCUCUCGAACGAAGAGUAUGAAGAAGCCAACAAACCGGAUCGGUUGCGCGAACCCAACUUUCUUUUCCUCCGAGACGACAUGAUGGACGAAUUGCCGCCGCUCCACCGCCAGCUCCGCAAGCAAAAGGGCACGGACCAACUGACCGUCGCGGAAGCCAUUGCGCUUCAACGCGGCGCCGAGAACAACAAGGUGACGUUGCUCCCGAGCUACUCCAAGAGUCUCAACCCGACGGGCAAGUGGAAGAUUGCGAUCAAGGACAUCUCGACCAAGAAGGCGCCGCUUUACAUUCGAGACGUCGAUGGCAGCUACCGCCUCGCGUCCGACGACGAAGUUGUCAAGCGCACGUGGGUGAAGCGGCCCCCGUUCUUCCAGGGCAUUGAGCGAUAUGUUUAAACCGGCCAGACUUGUACGAUUAAUUAGACAAACCAGGACGUGCCUUCCCA
Molecule: messenger RNA, 1064 nt
Organism: Aphanomyces invadans
Lineage: Eukaryota; Oomycota; Saprolegniomycetes; Saprolegniales; Verrucalvaceae
Exons: 2
Coding region: 31-1014 (327 amino acids)
Source: RefSeq, a predicted model, not a curated record